AUGGCACAGCUGCAGCGUGAGCGCAGGGUGGGAGUCCGUCCCAGUGGCUCAGCGCUGGGCAGCGCACAGGCUUCGCGUGACAGCUGCGGGGCAGCGCGGGGGGGGGUGGUCGUGCAGGGGCCGCGGGUACGAGAGCGGCGGGAUGGGGACCCCCGGGCGGCACCGAGGAGGUCGGGGUCGGGGAGCUCUCCCGGUGCCCGCGCCGCCCGCUGCCGGAGCCCCGCGGUGACGGGGGCGGCUCCGCCGGUGGCCCCGGUGGCGGCGGGAGCGAUCCAGUGCCCGCCGUGCUCGGAGGAGCGGCUGGCCCGCUGCAAGGCCCCGCAGGGCUGUGCCGAGUUGGUGCGGGAGCCGGGCUGCGGCUGCUGCGCGACCUGCGCGCUCGGCCGGGGCACCGCCUGCGGGGUGUACACGGCGCGGUGCGGGGCCGGGCUGCGCUGCUACCCGCCCCGCGGCGUCCCCCGGCCGCUGCACACCCUCAUGCACGGGCAGGGCGUCUGCACCGACCUGGCCGACGUCGAGGCCAUCCAGGAGAGCCUGCAGCCGCCAGAGAAGGAGGAGGUCGAGCACCCCAACAACAGCUUCAGCCCCUGCAGCAUCCACGACCGCAAGUGUCUGCAGAAGCAGCAGGCGAAGCGCGUCAGCAACGGCAACAAGAUGCGCAACAGCGGGAGCCCGCACCACCGCGAGGAGACACGGCCCAUCACACAGGGCUCGUGCCAGAGUGAGCUGCACCGCGCGCUGGAGCGGCUCGCGGCCUCGCAGACACGGACGCACGAGGACCUCUAUGUCAUCCCCAUCCCCAACUGCGACCGCAACGGCAACUUCCACCCCAAGCAGUGUCACCCGGCGCUGGACGGGCAGCGGGGAAAGUGCUGGUGCGUGGACCGCAAGACGGGGGUGAAGCUGCCGGGCUUCCUGGAGCUGAAGGGGGACUUGGACUGCCACCAGCCAGCAGACAGCAUGUGAGCGUGAGCGCGGCCGGGCCGCCCCCCGGGGCCGUGGAGGAGAGGGGACGCAUCUGCUGAGCAGCUCCUGGUGCCGGGGGACCCCGGCGUGCUCCCCCAUCACUGCCCUGCUCUGCCCACGGCACGCGGCACCGUGCCACCCCAGCGCUGUGACCGCCACCCACCACCCGCUGGUGGCAUCCCCAUCCCGCAUGGACGCUGGUGCGGACAGACGGAUGCUGCCCGGGUGCCAGCGGGGCUGCUUUCAGGCUGUUUCGUGGAGGUGUAUGAAGGAGAAAGCGCCGCUGCUCCCCUCCCUGCCUGCAAGCUCCCGGAGCAGCCCCCGUUGCAGUGCCUUCCCCGCGCCCGCCCCGAGCGCGCAGCACGAGAAGUGCCUCGGCCCCCCCGGCCACGUGGGCAGGGAGGGGAGGGACCCCCCCAGGGAGGGGAGGGACCCCCCCGCUGCCCCCUGCCGUCACCCUGCCCUCGGGUGGGGUGGGGGCUGCAAUGAGCAAUAAGGACCCCGGGGUGGGGCACCAACAGCGUCGGCUCUUCCUGGUGCGGCCCCGGACCCCCCGCCCGGUGCCACCGACCCCCCCCGCCUCCCCGCAUUUGUAAUAUUUAAAAGCCAUCGCCGCUGGGUGGGCCGCUUGGUGCCCUGGGCUGAGUCGCUCCCGCUCCCCCUGGGACUCCCCCCCCCUCGUGGUUGCUGUCCUGGUCCUCAGACGGGGCGCAGGCAGGACGGGUUUCCACGUCUCGCUGACACGAGCUUUGCCGUUUCUCACCAACGCGGAAUUUUCAGCUGAAACAUUCUCACUAUUUUAGUAGCACGAUUUUUUCUUUCCUUAUGACGACGACUAUUACACUGACAUCCCACGGGAGCGGCCGGGUUGGCCACUUUUCCCUUCCAUGUCCUUUGGGUGAGAAAUGGCAGCGGGCGCGGGGCCGAGUGCGGGGCGGGGGGUCCUGCGGGGUCAGCGCUGCACAUCACCGCUCCCACUGUGGUCACCCACCGCCGAGUACCAGUGUAAGGCCCCCACCCCACCAUGACCCCACUGUGACCCCACCAUGACCCUGCCAUGACCCUGCCAUGACCCUGCCAUGACCCUGCUGUGACCCCGCCAUCUCUUUUCCGCACUGAUGCGAUCAUCGUUCCCUCUCAGACGACCCCAUCGCUCAGACUCUGUGUGUAGCACCGUCCUCCUUUCACAGUAAACUUGAAGCUUUGUAUCGUUAAAAGAAAAAAGAAAAAAGAAAAAAGCUGUU
This is a messenger RNA of Numida meleagris (helmeted guineafowl), 2210 nucleotides long. It is a transcript of the gene IGFBP4, whose product is annotated as insulin like growth factor binding protein 4. Gene Ontology annotation, molecular function: insulin-like growth factor I binding; insulin-like growth factor II binding. The transcript is spliced from 6 exons. The record is from RefSeq and is a predicted model, not a curated record. Gene Ontology annotation, cellular component: extracellular region. Gene Ontology annotation, biological process: regulation of insulin-like growth factor receptor signaling pathway. Lineage: Eukaryota; Metazoa; Chordata; Aves; Galliformes; Numididae. The coding region runs from base 1 to 966 and encodes 321 amino acids.